This is a messenger RNA of Paracoccidioides lutzii Pb01, 1701 nucleotides long. RefSeq lists its product as hypothetical. Gene Ontology annotation, biological process: fatty acid metabolic process; biosynthetic process. The coding region runs from base 1 to 1701 and encodes 566 amino acids. Gene Ontology annotation, molecular function: medium-chain fatty acid-CoA ligase activity. The record is from RefSeq and is a predicted model, not a curated record. The transcript has a single exon.
AUGGCAAGAAUUGCUGGUGACAACGGUGAUGUCAUUGACGAGCCCAACGUCCCAGGGUCCCUCCAGAUCAUGGGGGAAUUGGUGUUUCAGGGAUAUUUCAACAAUCCACUCGCGACGUCUGCCACGUUUUCUAAAGAUGGAUGGUUUAUCACCGGAGAUACUGCCUUUAUCGAUGACUCUGGCUAUUUUCACCUCUGCGGGCGAACGAAAGAUCUCAUAAUAAUAAACGGUGUUAACUACUAUCCCCAUGAGCUUGAAAAUGCUAUUGAAGAAGCCAAUCUACCUGGGCUAUCCCCUACAUAUACUGUGGUCUUCUCUCAUCGUCCCUAUGGUGCCUCAACCGAAAGAGUCGUGGUAGUGUACUCUCCAGCCCAUAACCACAGGAGCCCCGAAUGCUUUUCAGCAUCAUCCGACGCAAUAUCAAAAAUUACUGCCAGAUUAUUCGGGGUAAGCCCAUAUCAAAUAGUGCCCGUUGAUAUGAGAUUGAUCCCGAAGUCUACUCUUGGAAAAAUCUCGCGGUCAAAUAUCGCUGCAGAAUAUCGCGCUGGCAAAUACGAUGCACAUUACGAAAUGGCAGCGGAAAGCAUUAAGAUAUAUCGUCGAACUCAUCUAAGGCGCCCCACAAGUGAAUCUCAAAGAUCGAUUGCUAAAUUGUUCGCGGAGAUGUUCCACACACCAAUCUCAGAAAUCGGAGUUGACACCAGCCUCCUUGACAUGGGAGUGUCUUCUAUCGAACUAAUCGCUCUGAAAACCAAAGUACAAAAGAUUCUCUGUCUGGAUCAGGAAAUACCGUUGAUAUCGGUGUUGUCGGACCCUACAGUCAACGGCAUCGCAGAAGCAAUAUGUCAAAUACAGCAGUCGAAGCAAUACAAUCCCGUCGUAAAACUUCAUACCUCUGGCGACAAAAGUCCACUUUGGCUUGUUCAUCCUGGUGUUGGGGAAGUCCUCGUUUUCCUGAAUCUCGCCAAGUAUAUCAACGAUCGCCCCCUGUAUGCCCUUCGAGCCCGCGGAUUCGAGGAAGGUGAAGUGUUUUUCAAAAAUCUCAACGAAAUAUUCACAACGUACUUUCGACACAUCAAGGAGAUACAACCUCAUGGACCCUAUGCAAUCGCAGGAUAUUCCUUUGGUGCGAUGGUUGCUUUUGAAGUCGCUAAACUUCUCGAAGCAAAUGGCGACAAAAUCAGGUUCUUAGGUUCUUUUAACCUACCCCCGCAUAUCAAAGAUCGUAUGCGCCAGCUUGACUGGGUGGAAGCCGCUAUCAACCUUUCCUAUUUCUUAGAUCUGAUAUCAGAAGACUAUGCCCAUGAAAUAUCGCCUAGCUUACAUAAACUCUCUAACGACGAGGUUCUCGAUCAUAUCAUAUCUUGUUCACCGCCGAAUCGUUUGGCAGAGCUAUCUCUAACCAAGAAGAAAUUGAAAACCUGGAUUUCCCUUGCCCACAAAAUGCAGGAAGCUGCAUUAGAGUAUGAACCUUCCGGGUCCGUGUCCUGCAUUGAUAUAUUCCAUGCUAUACCUUUGAAACAAGCUGCGGCAAAUCAGACGGAUUGGGUCGAUAAUAAGUUGAGUAAAUGGGCCGAUUUCUCGCGGGAGUCACCUCGAAUGCACCAUGUGGAUGGUGCCCACUAUACGAUGAUGUCCCCGGAGAAUAUCUUCACGUUUCAAAAGACGCUUCAAAAAGCACUCUACGAUCGUGGGCUUUGA